This is a messenger RNA of Photinus pyralis (common eastern firefly), 1280 nucleotides long. Its product is annotated as sodium-dependent nutrient amino acid transporter 1-like. Gene Ontology annotation, cellular component: membrane. Gene Ontology annotation, molecular function: L-amino acid transmembrane transporter activity. The coding region runs from base 171 to 749 and encodes 192 amino acids. The record is from RefSeq and is a predicted model, not a curated record. NCBI's taxonomy places the organism in Eukaryota, Metazoa, Arthropoda, Insecta, Coleoptera, Lampyridae. The transcript is spliced from 3 exons. Gene Ontology annotation, biological process: sodium ion transmembrane transport.
AUGCGGUAUUGAAACAGACGACCGAUAUCAAUAAUGGAAUAGGUUUGCCCGACUUACAACUUUCAAUAUUUUUACUAGUCACCUGGAGUGUGCUCUUUCUGAUAACCAUCAAAGGCAUACGCAGCUCGGGGAAAGCAGCAUAUUUCUUGGCACUCUUCCCAUGCGUCAUUAUGUGCACUCUUUUAAUCCGAACCGUCACUCUCGAAGGAUCGGUUAAUGGUAUCCUAUAUUUCCUCAAACCGCAAUGGAAGAUGCUCGUCGAACCGAAAGUGUGGUACAACGCAAUUACCCAGUGCUUCUUCUCGCUGGCCAUCGCAAGCGGAAACUUAGUAAUGUACGCAUCGUACAACUGCUUUACGCAUAACGUCUACAGAGACGCCAUGAUAGUUACAACCAUCGACACGAUCACGUCCCUAAUAUCCGGAAUAACCAUUUUUGGAGUUCUCGGAAACCUCGCACACACUCUCAAAGUUGAAGUGAACGACGUCGUCUCAGGUGGUGGGGCGAAGCUCGCCUUUGUCUCCUACCCCGAUGCCAUUUCCCGCUUUAAACAUGUUCCAUGGCUUUUCGCCAUCCUGUUCUUCGCCAUGCUCUUCGUGCUUGGGAUCGGUAGCUUGAUUGGCACAAACGUAUGCGCCCUAUCGGCAAUUAAAGACGUGUACCCAAUGGUUGAAGAUUGGUACGUGUCCGCGGCGAUAUGCUUGGUGGGGUUUCUAUUCGGUUUAGUGUACGUCACACCGGGUCGCUGAUAAUUUCAAUUGCACAGGGUGGGUUAUAAACACGUGGCACACCAAAAUUUGAUUACUGUAAAUGGAACACCCUGUGCAUUAUUCGAUUAGAGAUUAAAAAAUCAUUGCACAAUUAUUUCUAUACAAUAAAACGUAAUAGUACGAGGAAGAUUGAAGAAAGUUUGAACUGUAUUUCCCCCAAUGGAUCCAAUUUUGUAGUUUAUAAAUUGUCCAGCUCUAAGGCGCUAUCUAUUCAAGAAAGGAAGCCCUGAUUCUAGAAAAUAUCGCACCGUAAUCAUUUUGAUUUGUAUAAGAAAUUGCUAUAAAUUUUUGUUGAAGGUAGUCUUGAUCUAUGAAAAUUACCAACAAGGAAUAAAUUUGUAUCUUAAAGGGGAAACGUUGUCUCAUUUACUUAUUGUACCAUACCUCAGAUGUCAAACGAUCGAUAUAUUUUUAAACUUGAAAGGAAACUAAGGUUCAAUAACUCAACAGAUUCCUUUCAUAUGAAAGACAGUCUAGCGCUUAUGAAAAUCUUUGUGAACGGAAUUUUAU